Molecule: messenger RNA, 6940 nt
Organism: Balaenoptera musculus (blue whale)
Lineage: Eukaryota; Metazoa; Chordata; Mammalia; Artiodactyla; Balaenopteridae
Gene: TLL1
Product: tolloid like 1
Exons: 21
Coding region: 184-3225 (1013 amino acids)
Biological process (GO): proteolysis
Molecular function (GO): metalloendopeptidase activity; zinc ion binding; calcium ion binding
Source: RefSeq, a predicted model, not a curated record
GCCGCGCGCCCGCCCGGACCCGCUCCCUACCUGCCCCCGCCCGCCACCUCGCCCGCGCCGGGGGACAGGCCGCCCAGCCCUCUCUCGGCCCGACGGCGCCCCAUGUCCCCAGACACCUGAGCGCCGGCCGCGCCGAGGAGCCUCCCACGGGGACAGCCACCGGUGCCCUUCCUCGCGAGGAAGAUGGGGCUGGAGACGCUUUCCCUGGGGAUGCUUGCGUGGCUGGUGGCCACGGGGGCUGUCCUCUGCGCGGAGCUGGGGGUCUGCGCCGGCCUCGACUAUGACUAUACUUUCGGUGGCAACGGAGAGGAAGAGGCGGAGGCGCUGGACUACAAGGAUCCGUGCAAAGCCGCUGUGUUUUGGGGUGACAUUGCCUUAGACGAUGAAGACUUAAAUAUCUUUCAAAUUGAUAGGACAAUUGACCUUACACAGAACCCCUUUGGAAAAUUUGGACAUACCACAGGUGGAUUUGGAGACCAUGGUAUGUCAAAGAAACGAGGGGCCCUCUACCAACUUAUAGACAGGAUAAGAAGAAUUGGCUCUGGCUUGGAGCAAAACAACACAGUUAAGGAAAAAGUACCUCUAAAAUUCUCAGGGCAAAAUGAGAAAAAUCGAGUUCCCAGAGCUGCUACAUCAAGAACUGAAAGAGUAUGGCCUGGAGGUGUUAUUCCUUACGUUAUAGGAGGCAACUUCACUGGCAGCCAGCGAGCCAUGUUCAAGCAGGCCAUGAGGCACUGGGAAAAGCACACAUGCGUGACUUUCAUUGAAAGAGGGGAUGAAGAGAGUUACAUUGUAUUCACAUAUAGGCCUUGUGGAUGCUGCUCCUAUGUAGGUCGGCGUGGAAAUGGACCUCAGGCGAUCUCUAUUGGCAAGAACUGUGAUAAAUUUGGAAUUGUUGUUCAUGAAUUGGGCCAUGUGAUAGGUUUUUGGCAUGAACACACACGACCAGAUCGAGAUAAUCAUGUAACUAUCAUAAGAGAAAACAUCCAGCCAGGUCAAGAGUACAAUUUUCUGAAGAUGGAGCCUGGAGAAGUGAACUCGCUUGGAGAAAGAUAUGAUUUUGACAGUAUCAUGCACUAUGCCAGGAACACCUUCUCAAGGGGGAUGUUUCUGGAUACCAUUCUCCCCUCACGUGAUGAUAAUGGCAUACGUCCAGCAAUUGGUCAGCGAACCCGUUUAAGCAAAGGAGAUAUUGCACAGGCAAGAAAGCUGUACAGAUGUCCAGCAUGUGGAGAAACCCUACAAGAAUCCAAUGGCAACCUUUCCUCCCCAGGAUUUCCAAAUGGCUACCCAUCUUAUACACACUGCAUCUGGAGAGUUUCUGUGACCCCAGGAGAGAAGAUUGUCUUAAACUUUACUACGAUGGACCUAUACAAAAGUAGUUUGUGCUGGUAUGAUUACAUUGAAGUAAGAGAUGGGUACUGGAGGAAAUCACCUCUCCUUGGUAGAUUCUGUGGGGACAAAUUGCCUGAAGUUCUUACCUCUACAGACAGCAGAAUGUGGAUUGAGUUUCGUAGCAGCAGUAAUUGGGUGGGAAAGGGCUUUGCAGCGAUCUAUGAAGCUAUCUGUGGAGGUGAGAUACGUAAAAAUGAAGGACAGAUUCAGUCUCCUAAUUAUCCCGAUGACUACAGGCCGAUGAAAGAAUGUGUAUGGAAAAUAGCAGUGUCAGAAGACUGCUAUGUCGGGCUGACCUUUCAGGCCUUUGAGAUUGAGAGACAUGACAACUGUGCCUAUGACUACCUAGAAGUUCGAGAUGGAACCAGUGAAAAUAGUCCUUUAAUAGGGCGUUUCUGUGGUUAUGAUAAACCUGAAGAUAUCAGAUCUACCUCCAAUACCUUGUGGAUGAAGUUUGUUUCUGAUGGAACUGUGAACAAAGCAGGGUUCGCUGCCAAUUUUUUUAAAGAGGAAGAUGAGUGUGCCAAGCCUGACCGUGGAGGCUGUGAGCAGCGUUGUCUGAACACACUGGGCAGUUACCAGUGCUCCUGCGAGCCUGGCUAUGAGCUGGGACCUGACAAAAGGACGUGCGAAGCGGCUUGCGGUGGACUUCUUACAAAACUGAAUGGCACCAUAACCACUCCAGGCUGGCCGAAGGAGUACCCUCCCAACAAGCACUGUGUGUGGCAAGUGGUGGCACCAACACAGUACAGAAUUUCUAUGAAGUUUGAGUUUUUUGAAUUGGAGGGCAAUGAAGUUUGCAAAUACGAUUAUGUGGAGAUUUGGAGUGGUCUUUCUUCUGAGCCUAAAUUGCAUGGCAAAUUUUGUGGUGCUGAAGUGCCUGACGUGAUCACAUCUCAGUUCAACAAUAUGAGAAUUGAAUUCAAAUCUGACAAUACUGUAUCCAAGAAGGGCUUCAAAGCACAUUUCUUCUCAGACAAAGAUGAGUGCUCUAAGGAUAAUGGCGGGUGCCAUCAUGAGUGUGUCAACACAAUGGGAAGCUACAUGUGUCAGUGCCGUAAUGGAUUUGUUCUGCAUGAAAAUAAACAUGAUUGCAAGGAAGCUGAGUGUGAACAGAAGAUUCACAGUCCAAGUGGCUUCAUCACUAGUCCCAACUGGCCAGACAAGUACCCAAGCAGGAAAGAAUGCACAUGGGAAAUCAGUGCAACUCCUGGUCAUCGAAUCAAAUUAGUCUUUAGUGAGUUUGAGAUUGAACAGCAUCAAGAAUGUGCUUAUGAUCACUUGGAAGUAUUUGAUGGAGAAACGGAAAAAUCACCAAUUCUUGGACGACUGUGUGGGAACAAGAUACCAGAGCCCCUUGUGGCUACUGGAAAUAAAAUGUUUGUUCGGUUUGUUUCUGAUGCAUCUGUUCAAAGAAAAGGCUUUCAAGCCACACAUUCUACAGAGUGUGGUGGCAGACUGAAAGUGGAAUCAAAACCCAGAGAUCUGUACUCACAUGCUCAGUUUGGUGAUAACAACUACCCAGGACAAGUUGACUGUGAAUGGCUGUUAGUGUCAGAACGGGGCUCUCAACUCGAGUUAUCCUUCCAGAUUUUUGAAGUGGAAGAAGAAGCUGACUGUGGCUAUGACUAUGUUGAGCUUUUUGAUGGUCUCGAUUCAACAGCGGUGGGGCUUGGUCGAUUCUGUGGAUCAGGGCCACCAGAAGAGAUCUAUUCAAUUGGUGAUACAGUUUUAAUUCAUUUUCACACUGAUGACACAAUCAGCAAGAAAGGAUUUCAUAUAAGAUACAAAAGCAUCAGAUAUCCAGAUACCACGCAUACCAAAAAAUAACACCAAAACCUCCAUCAAAACAUAAAGGAAUGGGCAUAAUGGAAAGAAGAUGUAUUUCUUUUUUAAAUGAAGAUUUUAGCACAAAGUUUUAUAUAAUGAGUUUGAGAAGAAGAAAACUGCAAGACCAGAAUUAUCUCUGUACUAAAAGAGAAGUUUCCAGCUAACCCUGAUCAGCAUUACCAGGAUAUCUGAACUUCAUUCUUGACAGUAUAAAUAUAAAUAAAGUUGGUGAAAGGGCGUCUCAUGCUUCAAAGAAGACUUCACAAUCCUUUGUUCACAGCUCACCAUAGCUGCUUCACAAUUCAGCCCCAUUCAGGGUCUGUGACCCUGCAGAGUGUCCUUUUUGAAAAUUUUUCAAUAUAUGGGAAAAGUAAAAUGACCUUGCAGGUCAUAAACUGGAACACCCUCUCCUUGUAUCUUAGGAUAAUUGCUUUGACUUUGCAUCUUGAAGACAGUGUAAACCAGACCCAUAUAAGUUGUUGUGAAGUGGGAGUCUCUUGAGGGUGGUUUAUACUUUAAAUGUGGGUAUGACAAAUGCUUGGAAACUGGAAUAUUUCAGCUUCAUUAUUUUCACUUGCAGGCUAAAUUUACCUCUUUGAAACAUAAAUGAUCUCGAGACCACUUCCUUUUUGUGACAUUCUGACAAGUUUGAAAUUUCAAUACUGUCUAUCAUUGCAGUUAACUCUAGAUAUCAUUUAUUUAAGUGCUGGAAAAUGCCCAGUUGAUUGGUAAACUCAGUUCUUUCAGCGAAAGUGCUGUCUUUUCACACCAAAUUCAAGAAGCCUUGUGAUGUCUUAUGAACUUGAUGAGACAACUCCCAACAGGUGUGAACAGGAUUCUUCUAAGUGACUGCCUGGAUGGUUCAUACUCAAGCUCCACUGCUGCUAUUGUCUUUCUUUUGUUGUUGAUCUGUUGUAGUUGUUAAUGUUGAUGUUGUCAUGGUUAAUGUAUUAUUUUUAAAAAAUGAAAUGAAAUGAAGUGGAAGUAGGCCUUGUUAGAAUUGAAAGAUCUCUUUCUUUCUCUUCCUAGAAAUCAGUUUUUUAAAAUGCAAUGUUGAAAAAAAAAGGAUUUGUUUCUGAAAGACUUUCCAUGGUGCUAUUCCAUAAACAUUUUUUUAAGCAAAGUUUUUGACCUUUGAGCCAACCACCUGUAGACUAUGAACGUCUCUGUCUGGAUGGUAGCACUUGAAGACUAAAGACUUAAUGUAUCAAGAGUAUAUCAUUGCAAGGGCAACACUUGUCCUGUGGAACAACUGCUUAUAUUGCCUUAGAAUUCUUUCAUAUGAUCGAGCAGAUCCUCCUAAGAUAUACAACUUUUGAGAAGUUGAACAUAAUAGUGUAUGUUAAUUAGCAAUUCUAUGAGGAAAAUCCAUUUCUGUGACUGAGAGCAUUGGGUAUAAAUAUGGUGACCUGCUUUUAUUGUAGAAAAUGAAUUUUCGCUUUAAAGGCAGGUUUUUAAAAAAAUAUUAAUGUAUGUAUAUGUGAGGUUGUCUGAAUGAGUGGAGUUACAAGGAGGUGAAAAGUAGUGGGUGGUUGAAAAGUUUAAAUUUACGUGCCAAGUUCUACUAAAACCCUAUUUAAAGUAGCACCUUUCAUAGGGCGUUUCAUGGACAAAUAAUGGGAACUUCUAAUUAUUAUCAACCCCAUUUUAAAAAAGCUCCUUCCUUCAGAGAAACUCUAUUUUCAUAUUUUUUGAUGUUGAUAUAGAUUGCUAUAUGAAGCAGCUUUUGUUCUGUUACCUGUCCAUGAACAUUCAACAUUUAAUAAAAUUGAGAAUUUUCCUUCAUUUUACAAAAUUAAGCUAUACACACAGAUUUAGCUUUUUUUUUUUUUUUUGUCAUUGUUGCCUUGGAAAUCUUUUCUUGCAUAUGAACUUUAUUAUGUAAAUACAUUUUUAAAACCAAUCUUUUGAUCUUACUGAAUGUUACUUUGGAAAUGUAUAACUAACGCCUGCAAUAUAAUGAGCUUUUUAGUGGAGCUGAUUUAUUCCAGUAACUCUUCUAUAUUUUUUUUCACUAAUCUCCAGUUAGCCAAAAUAUUGGGAAUGGGAAUUAAAGGAGAAAAAAAACCUUAACACCUAAUAUACUACACUGUGCCCAGCCCAGUACUAGGCACAUACACUAGCUCUUUUUAACCUUUAUGACACCCUUUGAGAACUGUGGUGAUGUUCUCAUUUUGUGGUUUAGGAACUGAGGCUCAAAGAAGGCAUAUAAUAUUCCCAGGGUCACAGUGUAAAGUUAGAUGUUAAAACCCAGGUUGUCUGAUAUAAAAAUCUGUGUUUGUUCUACAAAAUGUAGUAGAAUCAAUCUUGACCUAUAUAAAUAGUAGAUAUAUUUUAUGAUGAAACUUCUCCACAUAAAGUCAAUUUUAGAGGUGAAUUACAGUAAAACUUUCAGGAUAAGCAUUGUUCCUUUCAGUAAUAGCAUGACAAUUCAAAUAUCAACUGUAGAUAUCUUUAAGAACCACAGGUAGUACUAGAAAUGUGAAAAACAAAAAAACUACUAUAUAGUUUGGAGUUAGUAACUAUGGGCCUUUGUUAAAAUAAAUAUAUUAAAUUAUUUUAUCUGGUGUGGUAGGAGAAAUGUAGUGUUCUACUUUAAGAAAUAUUGUGGAUAUUCUGACUGACAUCUUAUUAGGCCACAAUAAGCUGCCUUUGACACAACUGAGAAAUAAAGUAUUUAGAAGGCACACCACAGAGAUGUUGUCAUAACUUAGGUCUUCAAUGGGAACAUUAAUUUUUUAUUGUACCUUAUGUCAGAUAUCAGCUCACUGAAUAUUAUUUUUAUAUUAAUUCGACUUUGGCUUAAGUAUGUUGUUAAAUUCAAACACAAACAGCUUCGUUGUUAUUGUGUUAAUAAUUGUUAAUUACUGUUCUAGGCAUUUUAUUAGUUUUGUAAAUUUAUUUUCAACCUCUACUCUCUAUUUGCCAAAGUUUUAACUCUUAUACAAUCCUCACUAACUAUACAUAGAAGAAAACUGCUCCCACUUUAUAUGAUUUUAUUAAAUUAUUUUCAAAUUCAAUUUUGAAUAUUAAUCUAGUUUAGUUAGGAAAUCGUGACAACUGCACAAAACAACAUUUUUAAAGAAAUAUAUGAGAAACAGCAAUUCUAUUUCCAAAGUCUCCAAAUGUCCCCUGCCUGUAUUGGCUGAAUUUUUGCUAUCUUGGAUUAAUUUUAGUAUACCACAGUUAUCAGAUUCAAAUUCUGUUCAAUUUUGUUUUUAAACAUCUUAGUCUCCUUUGUUUGGUUUCUAUUACUAUAUUUUUGAUAGUAAGCCUCAAAUAAUGAAAUUUUAUUCUCACAUAUAGAAAAUCUCUAAAAGCAUCUAAUUACUCUUUACAAGGCUAAAUUUUUUUUAAAAGAAACAUUAAAUUACAUAUUUGUUUAGAUUUAGGAAACUAUAACCAUGUGUGACAUUAAAAAUAACUUUUCUUAAAACAAUUAACAAAAUGUUUGGAAAUUUUAUUUAACAAUAAUUUUAUUUAGCAAGAAUAUUUUGGAUAAAGAAAACCUUAAUACCACUUAUUAAAUCCGGCAUGGGAGAAAGAAAACAGAAAAAAUAAUUACCAUAUAAAGAUCUAUAACUUGAGCUACAGUGAUGCCUUCUGUUUUACUAGAAAAAAUAUGUAAUAUGAGCUUAUCAAAAAGAAAGAAAAGAUGGUCUAUGGAUGCAUUUUUACAUCAGUGCAUAAUAAAUGGUUACCAAUGAACAUUUAA